AGCACUGGAGAACCUGGCUGGCUGGGCUUGGAGGAGCUCCUGCCUCCCAGCCAGCACUUCUCAGGUGUCCUGCUGUUGCAGAGCUGUGCGAGGCGAGCUGGGCUCUCCUGGCAGCUCCCCCUUCCCCGCCUCCAUGCCCAUCCUCUGAGCACCCCUGGGCACCCAUGCACCCUCCCGGGGACCACUCUGCACCAUGAAUGACCAGUACCACCGAGCAGCUCGGGAUGGCUACCUGGACCUCCUGAAGGAAGCCACCAAGAAGGACCUGAACUCUCCGGAUGAGGAUGGGAUGACCCCGACGCUAUGGGCUGCCUACCACGGCAACCUGGACGCCCUGCGCCUCAUUGUCAGCAGAGGGGGUGAUCCAGACAAAUGUGACAUCUGGGGGAACACCCCUCUCCACCUGGCAGCAGCCAACGGCCACCUGAACUGCCUCUCCUUCCUCAUCUCUUUUGGGGCCAACAUCUGGUGCCUGGACAACGACUACCACACCCCUCUGGACAUGGCGGCCAUGAAGGGGCACAUGGAGUGCGUGCGCUACCUGGACUCCAUCGCCGCCAAGCAGAGCAGCCUCAACCCCAAGCUGGUGAGCAAGCUGAAGGACAAGGCCUUUCGGGACGCCGAGAGGAGGAUUAAGGACUGCGUGAAGCUGCAGAAGAAGCACCACGAGCGGAUGGAGAAGCGGUACCGGAAGGAGAUGUCCGACAACUCGGACACCAUGAGCUUCUCCAGCUACUCGAGCAGCACCCUGAGCAAGAAGUUCCAGCACAUGUCUAUGGUGACCUCCCUGCCAUACUCGCAAGCCACCCUCCACGGCACAGCCAAGGGAAAGACGAAAAUCCAGAAGAAGCUGGAGAAGAAGAAGCAGGUGGACGGGACCUUCAAGAUCUACGAGGACGGGAGGAAGAGCGUCAGGUCCCUGUCCGGCCUGCAGCUGGGCAACGACAUCAUGUUCGUGAAGCAGGGCACCUACGCCAGCCCCAAGGAGUGGACGCGGCGCAACAUCAGGGACAUGUUCCUGACGGACGAGGACGCCGUCUCCCGUGCCAUAAGCGACCCGGGUUUGCACAUGGACUCUGCCCACUCGGAAGUCAGCACCGACUCCGGCCACGACUCCCUGUUCAACCGCCCGGGGCUGGGCACCAUGGUGUUCCGGCGCAACUACGUCAGCAGCGGCCUCUUCGGCAUCGGCCCGGAGGAGCCUGGCACCCUGGGCGAGGACCACGCGGAGGGGGUAGGAGUCCAACUGCGCAGCCGCCUGCAGCGCUCGCCAAGUCUCAACGACAGCAUUGGCAGUGCCAACAGCCUGCAGGAGAGGAACGCGGAGGAGCUGCCCUGGGACGAGGCGGAGCUGGGCUUAGACGACGACGACGAGCCGGACACCAGCCCCUUGGAGACUUUCCUGGCCUCCCUGCACAUGUCUGAGUUCGUUUCCAUCUUGAAGAAGGAAAAGAUCGACUUGGAGGCCCUCAUGCUGUGUUCAGACAACGACCUGAAGAGCAUCAAUAUCCCCUUGGGCCCCAGGAAAAAGAUUGUGGAUGCCAUCCAGAGGAGACGGCAGACUCUGGAGAAGCCAGAUGUCAUUGUAGACACUGAGCUAUAGCAGCAGCAUUUUUACUUUUAUUUUUUAACGAUGAAGAGUCAAACCCAGUUCUAAGUUGCCAGAAAACACAAGCCAGAGGCUCCUUUCCUGGGGCAGCUGAAAGCUACAGCCAUCCCCACCAGUCCCUCUGGACAGCCCUCCUGCCCCCUCACUCUGCUCCCAGUCUGUGCAAUGCUCCCAGGCGGU
Messenger RNA from Dryobates pubescens (Downy woodpecker), 1789 nucleotides. RefSeq names its product USH1 protein network component sans (gene USH1G). Gene Ontology annotation, biological process: sensory perception of sound; equilibrioception; sensory perception of light stimulus. Gene Ontology annotation, molecular function: protein binding. The coding region runs from base 194 to 1603 and encodes 469 amino acids. The record is from RefSeq and is a predicted model, not a curated record. The transcript has 3 exons. NCBI's taxonomy places the organism in Eukaryota, Metazoa, Chordata, Aves, Piciformes, Picidae.